GCACAGUAUAGACACCAACCAGUAGGCGCACUCCCUGGUUUCUGUUACUCCAUUUAUGACUCGCGCAUCAUUUCCGUGCUCCUAACCUCAAAUUGUUGAGCAGCAUUUCGAAUUCGAGCAUUCGAAAUUUGAAAGUUAAACAGAAGUAAAGGUGAACAUUAGAGACAGUCUCUGGUAAAUUGUAGCAAUUAUAAUCGUGUGAAGUAAAUAUAUUUGUGCAAAAUGGUGAAUUAUUGCAGCGUGUAUAAUUGCAAAAACAGUAGUGUUAAGAAUCCUAAACUUAGUUUUUUUCUCAUACCAGGAGACACUUUCAGGCAAAUGAUUUGGCUUCCAAAAAUGGGAAGGCAAGAAUGGAUUCUGAAAAGACCAGAACUUCUCCACAAAAAAAGAAUAUGUAAUUUAUUCAAAGAAGGCAUUGGUGAGAAAGGGGUGAAUGUAAAUGCUUCAACUUCUGCUUCAACAUCUUCAAUGGAUAUUGAAAAUAAUGAGACCGUAGAUGAAUGCCGUGAGAUUUCUAUAAACCCCAACAUAUAUACUACACCAGAAAAGAAACCAGAAGAAACACAAACAUCUCCUAGUUUGUCUUCAGCCACUCCGAGGAAAAAAAAGUUACAAUCAGUGGUUAUCAUGGCGAGGGGUAUCCAACAUAAUUGGAAGCAGCCUGUGGCUUACUUCUUCGUUCACAAUUCUUGUGAAGUGAAAUAUUUGCAUGAGAUAAUAACCACAAGCAUACGAAAAUUGAGUGACAUAGGAUUAAACAUUCUGGCAUUAAUAAGUGACCAAGCCGCGUAUGACCCCCAACAAAACACUCCCCCGCCCCAAGCUCCCCGACCACCGCCGUAUCCGGGACCUCAUCAAGCUCCACCGUCUCUAACACAUUCAUGA
Coccinella septempunctata (seven-spotted ladybird) is the source of this 885-nucleotide messenger RNA. RefSeq lists its product as uncharacterized. The transcript is spliced from 6 exons. The record is from RefSeq and is a predicted model, not a curated record. The coding region runs from base 223 to 885 and encodes 220 amino acids. Lineage: Eukaryota; Metazoa; Arthropoda; Insecta; Coleoptera; Coccinellidae.